AUGGCGCGACCUUCCAGUCGCCCUGCGGACCCGCAGGAGGCACCGCGCGGCUCAAUUUCCUCAGUCCCUAUGCACGAGAUCGAGCCAUCACCGGUCGACGAGGAAGAGGACCCGUUUGAGUCCCUUCCGCUCCCCGCAACAAGCAAGAAAACAGAGACCAGCAGCAACGGAACCAACUUCUUGGGUCUGACACCCUCAAGAACUGUACAUCUCCUCUCAUCGAUACAAAAAUAUGCCACAGUUGGGCCUUCUCUAUACCUCGCACUGCACUACACCAACACCGCACUCAUCCCGCUCUUCACCCAGUCGCUGUCCAAGUCCGACAACCUCCUCCUUCUCACUCGACCCUACUACCAGUCGUUUCCGCUAGAGCCAGUCCUCAUCUUCCUGCCCGUCAUCACUCACGUUGCGUCCGGCAUCGCUCUUCGAAUCUACCGGCGUCGACAGAACGCAAAACGUCAUGGCGCAGAAACGCACAACGAGCGGAGGAGCAUACCGUGGCCGAAGCUGAGUCUGACAUCUGCGCUGGGCUACGCGCUGUAUCCUAUGUUUGUGGCGCAUGUGCUGGUGAACCGGAUCACACCGCAGAAGGUCGAAGGUGGGUCGUCUGGUGUUGGACUGAGAUACUUUGCCUAUGGUGUGUCGCGGCAUCCCUGGUUCGCGAAUCUCGGAUAUGCGGCGAUGUUGAGUGUGGCGAGUUGGCACUUUGUGGGUGGCGCGGCCAAGUACCUGAAGCUGUCUAGAGAGUACGUUACGGACGGUGGUGACUGGGGCGCGAGGAGACGGAGAAGGAGAGGAUGGAUCAUCAACGCUAUAUCAGCUGCUGUAGCCGGUGCGUGGAUCGCGGGAGGCUUGGGAGUCAUUGGGCGGGCGAAGAACGGCGGCUGGCGGAGCUGGGAGACGGUCAACUGGGACAAGAUCUACCAAGCUGUACCAGUGGUCGGAAAGUGGAUGUGA
This is a messenger RNA of Cyphellophora attinorum, 957 nucleotides long. RefSeq lists its product as uncharacterized. The record is from RefSeq and is a predicted model, not a curated record. NCBI's taxonomy places the organism in Eukaryota, Fungi, Ascomycota, Eurotiomycetes, Chaetothyriales, Cyphellophoraceae. The transcript has a single exon. Bases 1 to 957 code for a protein of 318 amino acids. Gene Ontology annotation, biological process: lipid homeostasis; mitochondrion organization. Gene Ontology annotation, cellular component: mitochondrial outer membrane.